Molecule: messenger RNA, 804 nt
Organism: Populus euphratica (Euphrates poplar)
Lineage: Eukaryota; Viridiplantae; Streptophyta; Magnoliopsida; Malpighiales; Salicaceae
Exons: 2
Coding region: 88-696 (202 amino acids)
Biological process (GO): cellular response to heat
Source: RefSeq, a predicted model, not a curated record
AGGGCAUCCUUAUCAGGUCGAAAACAAGCGCCGUAUUUCCUUUCAAAAUUCCUUAGACACGAAAUCAGUAAGCAUUGAAUAGAAAUCAUGGCUAGAUCUAACGUCAAGCCCUCUUACGAAGAUUUUGAACCCUAUUGCAAGUGGCGAAUAGAAGAAGGACAGGACACUCUUGAGGUUCAUCUCCAUGGUUUCUUAAAGGAACACUUGAGGGUUCAAGUCAGCAAUGCUGGAAACAUGAUAAUUACCGGGGAACGUCGUGUGGGCGAAAGUAGAUGGACUCGUUUUCGCAAAGAAAUAAAGGUCCCUAAGGAAUGCAGCACUAACGAAGUUCGUGCAAAGUUGUCUACUGGCAUUCUUUACAUAGUCAUGCCUAAGAACAUAACAUUACCUUCCUCUCAAGAUCAAGUUAAUCAAGAAAAUGGACAAUCAAGACCCAAGAUCAAUCAAGAUACCGUUGACAAGGACAGGGCAACCAAAAAUUUGGAUGGUUCUGUAGAAAAUAAUAAGAUGACCACUGAGAACGCUACAUUGAUGCUCACCACUAGGCCAUUAACGAGCUUCAUAAUGCACCUGAAAGAUUCGUUUUUUAGGCUUCAAAUGAGAAAAAAGAUAGGUAUGAAUGUAGCAGUAGCAGUUGCUCUGAUGAUUGCUCUUGUUGUAUUUAUAAUAUACAAACAUCGUCAUGUUGAAAACUAAAUCUUGCUGUACAUAUAAAAGGUCUGCAUGUCCUGUUGACUUAAGAACAAUGAAAAGUAAACUGUUGUUGUACUUUGAAAAAAUAAAGGGUUUCAAUUAACAUCCUGC